Homarus americanus (American lobster) is the source of this 6301-nucleotide messenger RNA. It is a transcript of the gene Bili, whose product is annotated as FERM domain-containing protein 8-like. Gene Ontology annotation, cellular component: plasma membrane; cytoskeleton. Gene Ontology annotation, biological process: negative regulation of canonical Wnt signaling pathway. The transcript is spliced from 14 exons. Lineage: Eukaryota; Metazoa; Arthropoda; Malacostraca; Decapoda; Nephropidae. Bases 1357 to 3405 code for a protein of 682 amino acids. The record is from RefSeq and is a predicted model, not a curated record.
GAACUACUUAACUCGACCUAUUCACAGUGUCCACUAGAGAUACAAAUGUUGUUCUAGUAAUAAGUUUGCUUUAAUAUAGAUGGUUGUCCACCAGUAUGAAAAAUAUAAGUAAUAAAGUGAUGCGAAAUUUAUUGUCUCUAAUAAUACGAACGAAAGGUAUUAUUUAGGUAACAGUGGCAAGAGUGUGUACGAUAACAUCCAACUGGUAAAUACAGUACAUGCCAGCGCUUAAUACAGGUUGUGUGUGAUCUCAGACUUCUUCGCCAUUACAUAAAUGCGGAACUUCAUAAAAAAAUGAUUUACCGUAAAUUUUCAGUAUAUUUUAAAUAAAUAUUUUUAAGUUUUGUACAUUUAUCUUCUAAAAUAACGCCAAAGUUUCUAGGAAAAAAUGCUUAGAUUAAAAAAAUGACUACCUGCGCUAAUGUAGGCUACACAAACGAAUAAUUAAGUCAAAUUCUCAAGGAUUCGUACGAUAUAUUUUAUCCAGUAACUCGUAUAAAUGAGUGUCAUAACAAACAACAACAACAUUAAUAGGUAUCACAACAAACACCAUUAAUGAAUAUCAACAAAUACAACCAAAAAUACAACCAUAUCUUUACCAACAAAACACAACAACACCGACCUUAACAUCAUUAGGCGUGUCACAACAAAUAUAUCCAGAAGGUUUACCAACAAUAACAACAACAAAGACGAACAGCAUAGUACAGCAUUGUACAGUAAAUUAUUAUAUAGCAGAAGACAGCAGAAAUAUAACAGGACAGAAGACACAGAAACAGCAGUCGCAACAAAUAGAAACUAGUCUGUCUGUGGCCCGUUAAUUGAGGUCUCCAAAUCACUUAAUGAUACAGCAAUUAAAGCAGUUGUGAAUGGACUCAGUGAUCACGCGCCGACGAAUGUAAUUGACGAGCCCUGCCUCUAUACUGAACUCGAAUGAGAUUUUUUUUCCCUACGUACACUGUGCGCGCUGGUUGAGUUUUUAUAACGAACGGAUGUUUAUGUUUAUAACAUGUAUUCGUAGUGAAGUUCUGCAUGGGAAAUGUUUAAAAUUUAUAAUCUAAUUUUAUGUCUAGAUGUUUAAUUAGAUGCGUACUCAAGUUUUAUGUGGGAAUGUAUCCGUAUUUUUGUUCUCGGUAAAGCGACAACCCUGUUUAUCACUAUCAUUUCAUUAUCAUUUUACCUGUAGGGCAUUCAGACAUUCAUGAAAACAAAGAUAUUAACUUAAAAAAAAAAAUACAUCACCGGCCAGACGCUAAAACAAUAGUGACCAUGACAAACAAUAAAACAGCCUAAUCAUAAAUACAUCCUAUUAGAAACAUUUAAAACAAACACAAAAGAGAGGAUUAUUAACUUUAAAACAUGGAAGGGGAGAAGAGCAGUACCAAUGAUUCCCUCCCAGGCAGCCUGCUGAGUCAGGUUAGCAGGAAAAGCAGUAUGAUCAGUAGGGUGAGCAGGAGAAGCAGUGAAGCCAGCAGCAUCAGCACCACCAGCAGUAACAUAAACAUAGAUGAUUUGUCUCUGUUGUCCGAGUCCUUCCCGGCUAGACUAUGGCAACGCUGGAUAGGCCUUCCGAUGCCACUAGGAAAAAUGUCAGAUUACGGCUUUGAGGAGGACGACAGCGGGGGUCUUGGCGGCCACCAGACAGACGCUGGUCAGAACUACAUCACCGUCAUCCCCGUCGAAUACCCCACCAGGAGACCCUACCCUGACUACGAUGCCUUCCCUAGGUCGGCUACCAUCUCAAGGACUCGGAGGCGUCCACGCGGUGAAACAGAUGCUUUCCCACGAUCUGCCACCAUCUCUAGGGAGUUCCUGCGGGAGAGGGCGGCGGCGGACUUCCUUCGCGGGGACUACAAGGGCAGCGCCGAUCACCUGGACAAGACAGCUGGUUUCUACCCUGGUCUCCCACCCCCUGCCUUCGACGUGCCGUCCCUCUCACUAGACCCCGAGACCAGACGACCCUCCACCCACAUGAUGGCCACCCCUCCGCAGACCACCACCGCCCCCACCAACCUGCCCAGCCACACCCUCCCCACCACUACCACCAGCGUCACCCACCCCUCCGUGCCACAACCCAUCUCGCACACGGAAGACUUCGACAAGGCGAAUAACAAGAGCGACCACGAGAGGAAAAGUAACAAAGGUCGGUCGUCGGGCGGGGUGGAGGUGUGUGUAUUCCUGCAUUCCCGAGUGGCGGUGAGACUACGGCUGGAUGACGGCGCCAGGAUCACCGCCCAGGAGCUCCAGGCCAUGGUCAUAGAGGAGGAGGACGUCUCCCUACCCAAGCAGGCCAUGGAGGUCUUCGCUAUCUGGAUGGUGUCUCCUGUAUUAGAGAUCCAACUGAAACCGUACCAGCGCGCACUCGAGGUACGGCGGCAAUGGGGAGAAUUAUUGAAGCGCUUUGCACAGAUCUCUAUCAAACCACAAGACGCCCGCUACGCCCACGAACCCAAGAUGGUGCUCAGGAGGAACGUCUUCUUCAGCAAGAGAGACGAAGUCAAGAUCAGAGACGCCAAGAUCCUGGAGCUGUUGUACGAGGAGGCACAGUGGAACAUGCGGUCGGCGCGCUACCCCUGUGAACUCUCAGAUUACGAAAUGUUGGCGGGGAUUCAGAGUAGGCUGGAGCUGGGCCCAUAUGACCACACCACUCACACUCCCUCCUUCUUCAGACGUCGACUCCUGGAUUACCUGCCGGAGCAUGCAUGUCGUCUCAAAUUCAGUGACCUGGUCAGCUUCAGUAGUAAAUCAACACCUGAAAUCCGUAUCAUCGAGCAGUUCCGCUCCAUCCCUAGCAACGUGACGGCCCGCAAGCUGGUCAGGAAGUACCUCGAGUUCUCCUGGUCCCUUCCCUACUAUGGGAGUGCGUUCUUUCACGGUCAGAUCGAGCAGCCGACACGGGGAGUCAGUUCGUGGCUACCGAGGCCGGAUAUCCCGGUGCUGGUCACCAUUAACGCAACUGGCGUCACCGUUAUAGAUCCCAACAAAUCGAAUGUACUGUUGAGCUUAAGGUACGAUGAAUUGUCAUGGGAUUUCGCGAGACCCAGCAACGAGCGCAGCGCCACUUGCCUUCCCUGCCUCUUCCUACAGUUCGCUGUUGUCGAGAACGGCAGAAGAUACUCCAAACUUCUUCAAAUCUUCUCUAAACAGGCCAUCAUGAUGGAUGCGCUCAUCAGCACCUUUGUGGAGGAACUCAAGCGUAGAGCGGCCCAGUACCCUGACGACUUAGAGGGACACAUGCUGGACCACGGCACCGAGAUUGACGACGUGUUGGUGCCGCUGUCGACCGUAUCGCGGAAGGAGGUGCCAGAGUCGGUCCUGUGCAACAAACUCCAUCGUCUCUCUCUCGCCACCUUCACUGAGGACGGUCGCUGCGUGGGCACCAUGGGGUCGUGGCAGUUCAGCAGAUGAGGGGAUGCCAUCGACUACGUGUGACCAGACACCCGCACCACCACCACCACGCCCACUCUGCCAAACUCCGAGUCAGCCACCUCCUGGACUAUGCCUGCCCCAGAGUCUACGCCACUCCUUCACACCUGACGCCAAUGCUCAGGUGUAUUGACCCCCACGUUCAGCCGCACUGACGCCCAUGUUCAGCCGUAUUUACACCCAAGCCGGUUUUGAAGUCGAAGUUUACCCAUACGGAUUCACGUUAGGACGCACAACCGAUAACCUACCCCUGUGAUCUUAGUGAGUGAGUUGUCCGUUUGAUUUUUGUUUUUUACGGAAAAUGGAUAAAGGAAGCUUAUCUCCAUUGCGUUCUACUGACGAUGGAAUACUGAUAAGUAUCCUCUGUUAUUUAAUCGUGACGUAAUCGACUAAGAACGAGGCACCAGAUUCCUCUUCUCCCAGCCAAUCGCGGGUCCAGUAGAGGUUAUAUGUAGGCCUCCACACACUCGACUGCCUCACUCGCCUGUCACCUCCUGAGGCAGGAAGACCUGGGAACACCUCUUGCUGUGAUAAUGAGGCUUAGUUUGGGGGUGAAAUACUAAUGAGAGGUUUUGAAAGAUCUUAGAUUAUUAUAUUCCUGCAGUGCAUAACUGGACUGGAUAACUAAUCAACAACGCAAAUAAGUACAAAAAAUACAUUUCUCAGCUGGUACAGAGUCACGGAAGCUCUUAUUUUAUUAAUUCUAUAAUAAAGACUUUUAUCCCAGGAAAGCGUUGAGACAAGUUAUACUAUUAAGCUAUUAAUUCCAGGACAAGAAAGUAACAGAGGGCGUGGAAGUGGUGGAGUCUUUCGUAACUGUUUGUAUCGCUGUAGACCGGAAAAUGUCAUUGUUCUUAUAGUGACGUGAAUAAAAUAAAAAAUAAAUAAAAUUCUAACGAUUGAAGAAAAUCGGUAGAACUAUUACAUUAUAAUAUUUUUCUUUAAUUGCAUAUAUACUCAACAUUUAUAUACCAGGUGAUACUGUGGGCAAGGAAAAUACAUAAUUGUCCCGGAAAUUACAUUCAAUAAACGGAGGAAAAAUUUUCAGUACUUUAUAGGACAAUUUAAUGCAACUUAAUGAUGCUCAAACCCACGCUGGGCAGUAAUUGCCGAAAUAUUUGUUCCCGCUAAUGAUUAAAAUAGCCUUCUUAAACGGGUUCAUCUCAGAUAAGGACCAUUGCAAUAGCUAUCAACACAUAUCCUGCAUACUGCAUAUUCAACCUUUUACUUGGAAUGACAGAUAUUUGAGCGGUAAUCAGUACGAAUCAUUUCUUGCAGCUGUCUUAUAGUCUGAUAUUAGCAUAAUUUUCGUCUUUAUUAGAUGACAUGAUAUUUUCAUUGAGUGUUUAUCAUAUAAAGACAUAACCCGUUUGAAUGCCUUUGUUUGCAUAAAAUAUUCUAAAAUUCUGCAUAUUUCACAACAACUAAGGUGACGAGUUACUUAAUUCAUAAUAAUACAGUCAUGAUAUUAACCCUAGAUUUCUGGUUAAUGUUGGUGUACUGCAUCAGCGGUGCAGCUUGACGAAAUACGCCCCUUUUUUUAGGGAAAAUUUAAUACUCCUGCAUGGAAUCCAGUAGCAUCCACUAACGCCAAAGCUCGUCGUUCACUGCAGUUUUAUACAACCAUUCAUGUUCCUCAUAUGAUGUUGAUGAGCAGCUAGUGAAUAGGAACAAUUUCCCAUGAUAUAAACAACUUCAUGUUAUGGGCAGUAUUUUUAAACGCUUCUAUUUGUGUAUUUACGACUCAACAAUAAUAAUAACGUUCACAACAGGAUUGAUGUGCCCCGACCCGCUGGCGUCAUUUAAAAUACAUUUAAAAAAAUUUCUUAUUAAUUAAAAGACUUUAUUUUGUGCCUAUCCCAAUCAUUAAGGUUAUGUAUCCCAUGCUGUGUUGUGUCGUAACCUCACAGCAAAGUUGAAUUUGGAAGUAUCACCUUCGCCAGUGUGCCAGACACCAUCCCUGUGUUCGUGUUCUUUGUCAGUUUACUGUGUAAUGUUGGAACAACAGAUUGCGGAGUAUUAUGAAUAUACUUUGCUGUGCAUUUCUAAAAUCGCUGGUUUACUCUGUUCCUUGUAUAUUAUAAUGAUUAUAAACAUGCAGUGAAAUAUUAAUAAACGGAGACCAAAUAUUAGGAACAUUAAAACGAUGAGAUUGAUAAUUAACGAUAUAUGGUGGCGCAUCUGUACAAUAAUUUUUCUAUGUCAUUAAAAAAGUGUACUUAACCCUGAAUCUUCCCUGCCAUUAAUUGUGAGAUGCGAAAAACAGUUUUGUACAGGAGCUUCUGAGUUCUGAAACAAUUUUAGCAACAGUAUGAAACAAAAAUCCGCAUUAUAAACAUCUUCUCGACAUGAUGGAAAAGACUAUCUCUAUUUUUCAAGAUACUGAGCUAUCAGAAUAUUCUUACGCUAUCAGAAGACAUGUUUGUACAAAUUAAAUCAACUGCACUGUGUUCAAACUUCUUGGACACAGCUACCGUUACCGUAGAAACGUGAGUAUGAUGUUAAAACGAUAAUGUUUAAGGAAAGGUCUGUUUUGGUAUUCCAUGGUGUUGUGUUGUGACUUGUUUUAUUCUGUUGUCAGGGUGAAUGUGAAACAAAAUACGACCUUCUAGACACGGUAAAGCAGAAUAUUAUAAGGCUUCCAGGUGAUGUACAACAACUUUGCAAACCUUGGAUCAUCUGGUUGUCGAAAAUUGCCGAUAACUAAAGAGAAAGCUACGCUCUUGGCAUUGUACAGUUCAAGUACGUGAUGUUUCACCAGUAACUCAUGUACUUUUGUCCAAUAAUACUUAACCCGAAAUAACUUUUCAAAAAUAAAAUGAGUAUGCAUAAUAUUUUCAAAAAGGAUAAUUCUUUGCUUAGAAUGAAGAUUAAAGUG